Trichomonas vaginalis G3 is the source of this 834-nucleotide messenger RNA. RefSeq names its product inositol-1-monophosphatase family. The transcript has a single exon. Lineage: Eukaryota; Parabasalia; Trichomonadida; Trichomonadidae. The record is from RefSeq and is a predicted model, not a curated record. Gene Ontology annotation, molecular function: inositol monophosphate 1-phosphatase activity. Gene Ontology annotation, biological process: phosphatidylinositol phosphate biosynthetic process; signal transduction; inositol metabolic process. Bases 1 to 834 code for a protein of 277 amino acids.
AUGAAUGUUGACAAAAUCCUCGAAGAUUUACAAAACAUAGCUUUAGAAUGCGGUAAAAUACACAUGAAAUACUACAAUGUCGACCAUAUCGAUUUCACUACAAAAACUUCAUUUUGCGACAUUUUAACAAAGGCUGAUUUAGAAUCCGAUGCAUAUAUUCGUAGCCAAAUAGACAAAUUAUAUCCAAAUGCAGGAAUCAUUACAGAAGAAGGCGAAAAUAAACAGCCUACAAAGUGCGAUAUGGAUGAAAUUUGGUUUUGCGCAGACCCUCUUGAUGGCACUGCAAAUUUUGCAAGUUAUUUCCCUAAUUUCUGCGUAUCAAUAGGCGUUUUAGAUAAAAACCACAAACCAAUCGCCGGUGUUGUUUAUCAUCCUACAAGAGACGAAUUAUUCAUCGGAGCAAAAGGUAAAGGUGCAUACCUUAUACAUAAUGGAACGAAAAGGCAACUGCAUUGUAGCAAAGCAACAGAUAUUAAAAAUCAAGUUAUUACAACCAUUUUAUUAGCUAAUUACUCUGAAUAUUACUUAUCAGAACUUUCCACUGUACUUAAAGUUGCCAAAGAUUUCCGCGAAUCUGGCAGCUGCGCUUCUGAUCUUUGUAAUAUUGCUGCUGGACGAUUGCCUGGAUUCUACGGAUACGGUCCACACGCAUGGGAUCUUGCUGGAGCAUGGCCUAUUAUCGAAGAAGCUGGUGCUGUUAUUGUUAAUUACGAUGGAGUCGAAUUUUCACGUAAAAAUCUUCAUAUUCCACGCCUAGGUAUUGUCGCAGGCCCUCCAGAAAUAGUUAAGCAGCUAGUAGAAAUUACUUCAAAAUUUGGAGAAAAACCAUUUUAA